GGUGUUCGUUUUUAAGACGUUUCUGCAGGUUGAGGAGUAAUUUUCUGUUUCGUGUUUCAGUCGGCCAGUGGCGCGUAUCAGUGUGUGUUUGUUCUGUAACGCGUUUUUUCAUUGUGAAUUGUUUCUUUUUUUUCUGACUGCAAAUUAACCGCUUCUUUAUUUUAAAAGAAAAAAAAACUCAGGAUUAUAUAUUAUAUAUUUGAACAAGUAAAGAAGGCCAAAUGGCCAUGGGCCGUGCCGAAGAAAAACAUGCCGGCUCAAAACACCGGGAAAGGUGAUAUACUUCUUGCCGGAAAGCCUUGAUUAAAGUUUAUGGCAUAAGUUUUCCAUUCGAGGAGUCGCAGGAGCGGCUGAAAGAAAUUCUAGUGGGAUAUUAUUAUGCUAAUCGCGGUGUGGUCAGAAUGCGAGAGGAAGAGCUCGAGAUUUCCCUCAAGGUGGUAAUAGUGGGCAAUGGUGCUGUGGGAAAAUCCUCCAUGAUCCAAAGAUUUUGCAAAGGAACUUAUACGAGGGACUACAAGAAAACAAUAGGAGUCGACUUCCUCGAAAGGGAGAUUGAGGUUGAUGGCGAGGACGUUCGAUUGAUGCUCUGGGACACUGCAGGUCAAGAAGAAUUCGAUGCAAUUACGGCCGCCUAUUACCGAGGAGCUCACGCUUGUGUUCUGGCUUAUUCAGUCACUGACAGAGAUUCUUUCGAUGCCAUUCCCUCAUGGAAGUUGAAGGUUGAGAAUGAAUGUGGUGAAAUACCAACGGUUCUAGUGCAAAAUAAAAUGGACCUCGUCGAUCAAUGUGUUGUCGAUCCAGAUGAAGCAGAAAGACUUAGUCGAGCUUUAGGUUGCAAACUUUUGAGAACGUCUGUUAAAGAAGAUGUUGGAGUAAUGAAUGUCUUUAGACAUUUGGCAACACGUUGUCUUUUAGAAAUGCGUCGCAAUGAGGACGAAGAUGAUCUUAGGAUGUAUUCUUCAGAGCCAAGAACACCUUCAGUUAUAAGUGCCUUUAGUCCAAAUGGUUCGACAGGAGGACGCAUUAGUAAUGGAACAAUCGUAUUACGACCAAGUGGCAAAAAAAUUCGUAAUCACAAGAAAAAACAUUUCGUCAAAACUUCCUGUCGACUGUUUUAAUUUACAAUAUUUUUUUAAACAUUGAAGUAAAAAAGAAAAGAAGAAUGAGAAAAAAAACAAUCUGUUGUAUUGCAAUGGAUUUAAAAAAAAGAAAAAAAAAUUAGGUAAUAUAUUUUAAUAAUUUACACAAGGGUGCCUUUCUUCUCCAAAGCAAACAGGUGCGAUGAAAAAUUUUUUUUUUUUCAUAUUUUUAUGUAAUUAUAUAUUGCUCAUUGUAAGUCUUCUCACAAAGAGUCACUUGUAAAUAUGUAAACAAAUAUUCCCUUAGAUUUUAUUUUUGUCCAAUUUUUUUCUUUCCAAGUUAUUUUUUUAUUUAAAAAAUUUUUUUUUAAACGCGAAAUAAAAAUUUCGCAAAAGUUUGCAUUUUUAAUAUUUGAGUGUUCGUGUUAUAAUUAAAAUGCUAAACAAAAAAUUGUAUGAAUCUUUGCCCGAGUGUAAAAAAAAAAAUAUUUAUAAAAAAUGAAGUGUGAGUAAUAAUAAUUAACCAAAUAUCGUUAAUGAAAAUUAAUUUAUAAGGUACUUAAGUAAUUUAUUUCAAUAAAGGCUACAAAUUUUAUAAUUGAACUUUUAUUAUCACAGAAAUGACAAUAGAAGUUAUUUUUGUAAUUUGUACAUUAAACUUGUUAAUAAUCAAAGCUGAGAAUAUAAUUUUUUUUUCUAAUUACAAAAAAAUGUAUUUACUAAAGGAAAAUUCUGUAUAUAACAGAUUUACAAUAUUACAAUAACGCCGUUUUCAAGUCAGUAUUUUUUUUUUUUUUAAUCUUGGAAAAUUGAUUUUAUUUUUAUUUACACAAUUAAAUAAUUUAGAGAAAGUAUUAAAAAAAAUAUUUAUAUAAAAAUGCAAUACUGAAAAUUAUUGGUAAAUUGACUUGAAAAUGACUUUACAGUAAAUAAGUCAUCGAUUUUACUUAUAUUUUGUUUCUGGAAAGUAUUCGAAGACGGUCAAAUUUUCACGAUUGAAACUAUAUUAUAAUAAUUAUUAUUAUUGUUGUUUUUUCUAUUUUAAUGCUAAAUCAUUUUUUUUUUAAUCGUAAGAAGCAAUGAAAGAAUUGAUAACUUACACGAGAGCUGAUACGAAUUUUAAAAAGCAGAACAAAAUUUUUAUAAAAGCUACAAGCCAUGAAAAUCCCAGACCGUCCUGCAGUCUUAUAGCCUACCUAAAUAAAAAAAAAAAAUCGAAAAAAAAUACGUCGACUAGAUUUUUAAAUUCUCUCAAUAAUCUAUAAUUUUAAUUACAAUUUUGAAUUUUUCCCCCUUUAUAUAUAAAGACAUUAAAAUUUUCAUUUUAAAAUAAUUUAC
Messenger RNA from Leptopilina boulardi, 2417 nucleotides. RefSeq names its product ras-related protein Rab-23 (gene Rab23). The transcript has 6 exons. The record is from RefSeq and is a predicted model, not a curated record. Gene Ontology annotation, molecular function: GTP binding; GTPase activity. The coding region runs from base 402 to 1118 and encodes 238 amino acids. Lineage: Eukaryota; Metazoa; Arthropoda; Insecta; Hymenoptera; Figitidae.